CAGGAGGGCAGGCCCCAGCACUCGGGGCCUUACCGGAGCCUCAGCGAGCGGGGAUACUCGUCGACGUACUCCUCGCAGUACGGCUCCUAUUCCGGAUACAGCAACAUACUUCCUCCCGGCGAUCAGUACCAGUAUCAGCAGACCAGCAAUUAUUAUCAGCUGAAGGGCGGUUAUUACUCGCCGCAGAGCACCGGGCCCCCUUUCCCAGGCGUACAAAGGUACGGCAGCCUGGUCGAGGAGGCCUGGCCCUGCUCCACCAAGGACGACCCUGCCGGCAACCCGAAGACCAAUCCUAGGACCUAUCUGGCCUAGGCCGAGUCGCUGGGUCGGGGAUGAGACAGCGAUCUUCCUUGAACCGUGUCGACAGGGACCAGAGAAUCGUGGGAAUUUUUUAAUUGGUCUGCGCAUUUUUUAUCGGCGAGUUUUGGAUUAUUUUGGAAUUAUCGAAUUCGGAUGUUAUUGGACGGUGACGUCUUGUCAUUAUUAUUAUUAUUAUUA
Megalopta genalis is the source of this 498-nucleotide messenger RNA. The record is from RefSeq and is a predicted model, not a curated record. NCBI's taxonomy places the organism in Eukaryota, Metazoa, Arthropoda, Insecta, Hymenoptera, Halictidae.